This is a messenger RNA of Neltuma alba, 3166 nucleotides long. Its product is annotated as lysine-specific demethylase JMJ25. The coding region runs from base 156 to 2936 and encodes 926 amino acids. Gene Ontology annotation, cellular component: chromatin; histone deacetylase complex. Gene Ontology annotation, molecular function: transcription coregulator activity; histone H3K9 demethylase activity; chromatin DNA binding. The transcript has 14 exons. The record is from RefSeq and is a predicted model, not a curated record. Gene Ontology annotation, biological process: regulation of transcription by RNA polymerase II. Lineage: Eukaryota; Viridiplantae; Streptophyta; Magnoliopsida; Fabales; Fabaceae.
CUUUGCUGCUAGUAUUUCCAGUAACACCAAGAUUUUCUGAUUCGAACUCGAAGCACACCGAACGACGGCACUCCAAAUUUCGGCGGCUUCACAGAUAUAAAUUCGCGUGUCGACAGUGGUGGCACCUUGCUGUAUAUGAACAUUACCGACUUAAAAUGGAUCAUGCUCGAACGACCUCGGGGAAUGCCGAGGAUAAUGUGGGGAUUCCAGAUGACUUGCGCUGCAAGAGGUCGGAUGGGAAACAAUGGAGAUGCACUGCCAUGUCCAUGCCAGAUAAAACCGUCUGUGAGAAGCACUACAUCCAAGCAAAGAAGAGGGCAGCUAAUUCUGCCAUGAGAGCGAGUCUGAAGAAGGCUAAGAGAAAGUCAUUAGGUGAGAGUGACAUUUAUCUUGAGAGCAAGAGUGAGGAUUUUGACAUUCCACUUGCUAGCAUGAAAAUUGAGCAGCAUUCGGCCUCUGGAAAGAACAAGGCAUCAAAAAAUCAGUUCCGUUAUACAGCAGAGGCACCGACCACAAGGACCACCUCUGCUCGUAAUGCUCUGAAGCCAAAUGACGAUUCACCAGAUGAGAUUCCCCAGUAUGAAGAAAAUUGGAUGCCUUAUGAGUCGCCACCUGCUUCUCGAAUGGACUUGCCCAGGAAAAGAUCUCAAACAAAUUUAGAUGUCAAUGCUGCAACAGAAUACUCGGAUGGAAGUACAGAUUCCUCUGGUGAAACUGGUGGGCAAACUUGCCAUCAAUGUCGAAGGAAUGACAGAGACAAAGUUAUUUGGUGUUCAAGAUGUGAUAGGAGAGGAUACUGUGAGCACUGUAUAUUAACAUGGUGGGCAUAUUAUACUGACAUGUCAUUCGACGAAAUUGAGAGGACCUGUCCUGCCUGCCGUGGCACCUGUAAUUGCAAAGUUUGCUUACGUGGUGAUAAUUCAAUAAAGGUUCGGAUUCGGGAAAUACCUGUUCUAGACAAGUUACAAUAUCUCCACGUGUUGCUGUCAUCAGUACUUCCUGUGGUAAAGCAGAUCCAUCAUGAGCAGUGUUAUGAAGUUGAACUCGAAAAGAAGUUGCGUGGGAUUGAAAUAGAUCUUCCCAGGACAAAGCUGAAUGCAGAUGAGCAAAUGUGCUGCAACUUCUGUCGGAUACCCAUUACUGAUUAUCACCGGCACUGCCCAAAUUGUACAUAUGAUUUAUGCCUUAAUUGCUGUCGAGAUCUUCGAGAAGCAAAUGUAAAUGCAGAAAAAGUAACCCCAACAGAUGAAGCAAAACUUUCAGAGCAGAAUUUGCUAUAUAAGUUACCUGAUUGGAGAUCCAACAGUGAUGGUAGUAUUCCAUGCCCCCCAAAGAAAUAUGGUGGCUGUGGUUAUUCACCAUUGGCUUUAAGCCGCAUCUUCAAAAUGAAUUGGGUUGCGAAAUUGGUAAAAAAUGUGGAGGAGAUGGUUGGUGGCUGCCAGAUUAAUGAAGUUGGAGGAUCAGAAACCAAGUUGAAUGAUCUCAAACUUUGCCAAUAUUCCCACAGGGAGGCCAGUGAUGAUAAUUAUUUGUAUUGUCCGGCAUCUGAAGAUCUCAAAACUGAUGGGAUAGGAAAUUUUAGGAAGCACUGGAAAAAUGGUGAACCCAUUAUUGUCAAGCAAGUAUUUGAUAGGUCAUCAAGCUGGGAUCCAAUGGCCAUAUGGAAAGGGGUUCGAGAGACAGCAGAUGAGAAAAUGAAAGAAGUUGAGAACCGAGUGGUUAAGGCCGUGGAUUGUUUAACCUGGUCAGAGAUAGAUAUUGAACUUAACGAAUUCAUGAAAGGAUACUUUGAGGGGCAUGCCCAUGAAAAUGGUUGGCCACGGUUAUUGAAGUUGAAGGAUUGGCCUUCGCCUAGUGCAUCUGAAGAAUUUUUAUUGCAUCAAAGACCGGAAUUUAUCAGCAAACUGCCUUUACUUGAAUAUAUUCACUCGAAAUGGGGCCUUCUUAAUGUUGCAGCUAAAUUGCCUCAUUACUCCUUGCAGAAUGAUGUAGGACCCAAGAUUUAUAUAUCAUAUGGGGUCAAUGAGGAACUUGGUAGUGGUGACUCAGUGACCAAUCUCCACUUCAAUAUGCGUGACAUGGUCUAUCUUUUGGUCCAUACAAGUGAAGUGAAGCUGAAGAAGUCGCAGGGAACAAAAUGUGAAAAGAUGCAGAAGUCAUCUGAUGCAAAUGAGUUGCCUGUGGAUCCGCAAACAUGUUCAGUGGGAAGUCCAGCUGAUUCAUCACUUGGCACAGAAAGAAACGAACUGGAUUUGGAUUCAAAUGAGAAGACGUCAAUUGUCAAUAAAGAAUUGGAAAAUUAUUCUAGUGCUGAAGGGGAUAUGAUCAAUUCUGAACUUCCAGGCUGGGAUGGAGAUGUUGCGGAGAAAACAGAUCCUGGAGUUCUUUGGGAUGUCUUUCGUCGGCAGGAUGUUCCAAAGCUGACUGAAUUUCUAAAAACUCGUUGGAAAGAAUUUGCGCAGCCAGAUGAUACAGUAAAUAAAUUUUUUACAAGGCCUCUUUAUGAUGGAGUUAUUUUUCUCAACGGACACCAUAAAAGGGAGUUGAAGGAAGAAUUUGGAGUGGAACCAUGGUCGUUUGAACAGUGUGUGGGGGAAGCUGUAUUUGUUCCUGCUGGGUGCCCUUUCCAAGCAAGGAAUGUUCAGUCCACUGUUCAGCUGGGCCUUGAUUUCUUAUCGCCAGAAAGCCUCGGGGAGGCUGUGAGAUUGGCUGAGGAUGUCCGCUGUCUGCCAAAUGAACAUGAAGCCAAGCAUCAAGUAUUGGAGGUUGGGAAGAUAUCUCUUUAUGCAGCUAGUUCAGCCAUCAAAGAAGUUCAGAAACUUGUUCUUGACCCAAAACUUGGUGCAGAUAUUGGAUUUGGGGAUCCCAAUCUGACUGCAAUGGUUGCUGAGAACUACGACAAGAUGGUUAAGCGGAGACAAAUUUCUUGUGCUUGAGUAACGCGGUGUGGCAAAUGAACUGGUGAAGGGCUCUGUAUUAUGAAUAGUUAUGUGUAAGCUAUAUUACUGAGCAUCAUGAUAUUUUUGCGUGUAUUUUAAUAUGUAUCCAGUCAUCUAAUUUCAGGCAAAAAAAUCAUCUCAUUUGCAUAAUGGUCGCAUGCUACCGACUAUUGAAUCGUGUAUAUGACCGAUCACAAACUGUAAUAGAAAAGAAAAAGAAUCAUGCA